Molecule: messenger RNA, 3583 nt
Organism: Rhea pennata
Lineage: Eukaryota; Metazoa; Chordata; Aves; Rheiformes; Rheidae
Gene: EXOC3L1
Product: exocyst complex component 3 like 1
Exons: 14
Coding region: 132-2477 (781 amino acids)
Biological process (GO): exocyst localization; exocytosis
Cellular component (GO): exocyst
Molecular function (GO): SNARE binding
Source: RefSeq, a predicted model, not a curated record
CCCGACAAGGCAAGCACUAGGAACACAAUGAGCCCCUGAGGAGUGUGCAUGCGCUCGCUGAGGAAACGGCUGCUGGCUUCCUCCACACAGCCCAGCCCUGCGCCCUGGAGCUCUCAUGCAGCGUUGAGACGAUGGGCAUGUCUGCCGAGGAUGAGCACACCAUGAGCCCCAAAGAUGAGGAAUGGCCAGAAGCAGAGAAGGCUGAGAAGCUAGCGAGAGGAGCUGCUCUGAAAUGGGCUUCAGGGGUCUUUUACCGCCCCGAGAAAUUGGAGGCACUUGGACAGUACCGGAGCCGAGAAACACAGAGGAACAACUCCAUUCAGUCCCGGCUAAAGUCAACUGUCCAGUCCUACCUGGAGGGAGCGAGUGCAGGGCUGGAGCAGCUGCGGUCAGCGGCCAAGGAGGUGCAGAACGUGUGCCAGGACCUGGGAGCUGCACGGUGGGCUCUACUUGACAGUGCUGACCACUUCCAGAUCUUACAGCAGAUGCGGGCACUGAUGGCAGAGCAUGUGCAACUGGCCUCAGUGGUCAAGGUGUUGCCCCAGCUAUUCUCGGUCCAUGAAGUUUUUUCCCAUACUCUACAGCUGCUCCAUGAGCAGCACCUCCUGGAGGCCCAUGCUGAGCUCAUGAUGUUGGAGCACCUCCGGGAUGACAUCCUCUUCCAGCUGCACCUCCGUGGCCUCUCUAGUGCCCAGGGCACUGUGCUGUCCUACUUCAGUGGCCUGCAGGAGCUCAAUGAGAGCCUGGCCAAGCAGCUGUGGGGCAUCGUGGGUCGCAGCCUUCAGCUGGUGCAGGAGGACCCAGUCCUCUUUGUCUCUGCUGUAAGGAUCAUCGAGCGAGAGGAGAAAAUAGAUGACACUCUGCUCCUGGAUGCCACGUUCCUGCCUCCUGGCCGCCCUAAGGGAUGGAGGCAGAAGUUUUACUGUAUCCUUCAGGAGACCAUCACAGGAUCCCACUUCCGCACUGCCUGUGUGGACACCACAGGCCCAGGGCUAUCCAGACACCUGGCAGCACUGCAGAGGGAUGUCGUGACUGAGCUGCAUGUGGUGAAGGACCUGAUGGUGCAGUGUGUUCCAGCUCACUACAACAUCCUCAGCAUCUGCACUGCCAUGUACCACCAGGCCCUCACCAGCCAUCUCCAGGACAUUCUCCAAGAGGAUCUGGACAAACAGGCACUUUUUCUCCUCCUUGAGUGGGUGCUUCAUGUAUAUCACAGCCCUGUCCCACUUCUGUCAUCCAGCCCAGAGAUGAUGAGUCACCCUGGCCUACUCCCAGAAGUGGAUGUUUCAGCUCUGGGUCCCUUGAUCUCUCCUGAACUUGUGGAUCAGACAGAGAGGAAAUAUGUGGUGAAAGUGAAGGCCAGCGUGCUUGAGUGGAUGCAGAGAACCCUGGAGGUGGAGUUCAAGGAGUGGUUCAGGGAGGAAGAACCUGAGACGGAUCACCAGGGCUUCUUCCAGUCAGCCCUGCCUGUCAUUGUUGUGCAGAUGCUGAAUGAGAAUAUCCGGGUGGCCUCCCUGAUCACAGGCUCUCUGCAGCAAAAGGUCUACAGCAUGGCUAUGGAGGAGCUUGAGGCAUUUCUGGGCCGUCUACGAGAAGCUCUAGUGCAAUGUGGGAAGGAGCACCAGAAGGACCGUACCAUACCCAAGUACUACAUCCCCUAUCUGCUUGCCGUGCUCAACAACAACCUUGCUCUCAGCUCCUCUGUCCCCUCUUUGCACCCCAAUACUGCCCUGAGUGAAGUCCCUGUGUCCCUCCGGGCUGCUCUAGACAGGACGCAGAGGAAAGCCUGCCAGCUGCUGCUGGAGGAGCUUCUCCUGGACUUGCAGCCCCUGUGCAUGCAGUUGCCUUCUCGCAAGUGGCUCUUUGGGUCCCAGUUGGUCAGCAGCAUAUGCGAAGUGAUAGACAAGUAUGCAAAGGACUUCUCCCACGUCAGGAAACCCAUCUUCAUGCUCCUGCUGAUGGAGAGUGAGCGCCUGGUGACAAGCCAAUACCUGCGGGCACUCAUGCAAAAGAAGAUGGUGUGCAAAAGUGAGGAAGAGCGGAGCCAGCUCUGCAACCGCUUGCUGCAAGAUGCCACACAGCUGCAGGAGCUCUUCCAUGGCCUGGGCCUGGACAGGAGCCAGCAGAGCCUCGAGGCUGUGUUAGCCCUGCGUGAGCUGAUCUGUCUCAAGGACCCAGCACUGCUCAGCCUGGAGGUGCUAGGCUUCAUCACUAAGUACCCUGAUGUCAGGCCUGCAAAGGAUGGUGUCAUGGGCUGGCUGCACCUGGGCUCACCUCCUGCUCUACCCAGCGAUGAGCAUGUCUCCACCUUGCUGGAUCUCCGGGGUGAUGUCUCCAAGGAGGUGCGACACAUGGUGUUGGAAAUGAUGGCGCAGCACCCCCAGGCCCUGCCUGAGAGCUACCAGCCCAUCUUCAGCAUAAUCCUGAUCCCUGCACCAGAGCUGCCCUUCUGUCUUCGCAAGGGCAAGUGUGCUUGAUGUGGGGGCACCCCAGCCUGCUCCCCUGCCUCUCUGGAUAUAUGGACAAAGCAGGACAUCUAUGAAGCUGUGUGGAGGGCACAAUGGAGAUGACGUGUGGCACCCUCCCAUGCAUACCACUCAGGCCUGGGUUGACAACAACUUGAACAUAUGCCCUGCUCAGGUAGUCUUGCCUCACUGAGCCUACUUUCACCACAACCUUCCCUCCCCCCCCCCCCAAAACCCUCCACCAAGCACCAGCACUAGUAAACCCAGAGCAGGAGAAGAUCAACCUAUAGGUCUUUCGCUGGCCUGCUGAGGCAGUAAUUUGGGUCUGGUCAGGGCUAGCCUAUCGUUGCAGGAGAAAGGUAAGCAGCAGAGGAAAGCAACAGAGACCGCAGGUAGGGUGAACAGUGACAAUGAGGCUGCAGAGAUUUUGGGUUUCCCUGAGCAUCCAGCCAGCCAUCUGUGGCAGAGAGUGUCCUGGCCUUUGACUCUGUUAUUCUGGCUCAAGGAUGAGCUGGAGCCCUGCUAGACCCAGGCUUGCAGGAGCGUUUUAGCCAUGUAAGGGCUGCUUCUGUUCUGUAUCACUUGGCUCAGCCUAGAGAUUGGGGCUACCUUCCCUGUUGCCCUGGCCUGGGCCUGCCAUGGAAUGGUGGUGGUUGGGGAAGGGAAGGGGGGGGUGCGUUAGCCAGUGUGGCUCACAGCCCCAGAGUGGAGGGGGUACAGUGGUGUCCCACCACCCUGGGUAGUGUAGCCAACCCCAUCCCUGUCAGUGCAAAGGGACAGCACUGUUUGAGUUCCUGGCCCCCUGUUCAACUCCUGGCCCCUGGCCUCUCUGGUAUUCAAGAGGGCACUGGAGUCCAAUAUCUCCAGGCUCUUUGAGAUCAUUAACCAAGUUGCAUUUAGUUUGUCCAGUAACCUCCUAUCCCAGUGUCCUCGACAAAGGGCAGCACCACCCCAGGCUCUGGCUCUCCACUGUCCUUUACAUGCCUUGGUCAUCUUCUCCCCAGCUGCCAUGCAUAGGUCAGAGGCAAAGUGUCUGUGUGUUCUGCUCCCUUGGAAUGGGCUGUACAGCCCUACUCUGCCAUUUGUCCUGUAAAAUAAAGGGCUGAACUCUCCAAUCA